GUAAUUUUUUAUUCUGUUUUUUUUGUAUUUUCCAGCUUUCUCUUCCGUUGUCGUUCUUUAUCGGUUCAUCAUAGUUUGAUGGUGCAGUACCUAUUACCAAAGCUUUUAUACGUUUGUUUAUAUGGCGUACUUGGUUCAGCCAUACCCUAUUUAUCCAUCUUUUAUGCAGAAAAGUUACACUUACAAUCACAGCAAAUAGGUAUUAUCCUCGCUAUCGCACCCUUUGUUCAAAGUCUAGCAUGCCCCUUCUGGACAAUGCAGGUAGAUAAAAGACCCCACCGACACGGAGCCUUUAUGGCAGCUUUGAUGCUGAUCGGUGGUUUGAGUAUUGUUGCUAUGAUGUUUAUACCCAUUCUUUUCGGCGGUGGUGAUGGAGGUAGGCCUUCUUCUAUCUUGGCUAUUACCAUAUCACUUGCUAUUUCGUUUGCUUUCUUUGGUCAACCCGUCACUGUGUUAGUGGACAGUGCCGUGCUUAAAAUUUUAGGCGACAAUGCAAUUUAUUACGGUGAUCAGCGCUUAUGGGGCUCAGUUUCAAAUGGCGUGAACAUACUGGUUGUUGGAUACGUCAUUGGGCAGCUUGGAAUCAACUAUGCUUUCUAUAUAUUUGCUAUUAGCGUGACAUGCUUCAUCAUUACUGCACUAUGCACCACUGUUACAACGAGCGAUGGAAGCAAUGUAACGAACGCCGAUACUGAACGGGAACCACUUUUAAAUGCUGCCCACAAUAACAACAAUAAGCAAAUGAGAGGAUACUAUGCGGCCGAUCCCACUGUGGACAACUUUAUUAACGAAAUUGAGCGCAUGAACAGUACUGCAAGUAGUCGUGCAAAUACGAUCCUUGUUGAAGGAGACCAGAAUUUGUUGGCUUUGCAAAGAACAACCACAUCCAUCGCCGUCAGAGAUGUUCAGGAUGAGGCAAGCUUAGUCAUGGAGCAUAUGGACAGUUUACCACCACUGGGUCUUGCAUUGUCGCAAAUCCCUACGGUUGAUUCUUCGUUGGCAGCUUUUGCAACUGUUGUAGAAGCGACGACAGAGGAGGAAUUAGCAGUGAAAACGUUAGGCAGCACUAUUUUUGGAUCAGUGCAAGUGUGGACGUUUCUCAUCACAGCCUUAUGCUUUGGUCUGCUCUAUUCAAUGGUUGCACAAUUUUUAUUCUUGUUCUUCAAACAGGAUCUUGGUUUAAAUGCGUCAGUGAUGGGUUGGACAGGACCUUUAGGGGGUGUGACAGAAGUUGCUACAUUCUAUUUCUCCCGAGCUUUAUUGAAGAAAUUUGAUGUUAGCACUCUUCUUACGUGCUCGCAUUUAACCAUUGUCGUAAGAAACCUGGCAUACAAAGCAUUGGUACCAAAUGAGUCAGCAACACUAUGGUUCGCUCUAGCUCUUCAACUCCUUAGCGGUUUUGCAUUUGCAUUGACCUGGUCGACUUGUGUAUCAGAAGUCGACCAAAUGUUCCCCGAUCAUCAACGUGCCAUUGCGCAAGGCGUACUUGCAGCUUUAUUUUCAGGUCUGGGCUAUGGUUUCGGCAGUAUUUUAGGCGGUUACGUCUUUGAUAACUAUGGUGCUCAAUCCCUUUUCGAUGCCUCCAUCACUAUCUCUCUUGUUAGUUUGGUCAUCUUUUGGCUUGGUCGAAUCAAGAGAGUAUCUUCUUAAGCUGUUGCGUAAGGGUCUCUUCAGGACUUUUAGAUAGAAUGAAAGUCCAAUUGUAGUAAUGUAUAUAAUCUCUGUAUAUGAUAAAUUGUUCAGCCUUCUUUAAUAGAAAGUUCUUUUGUGUGUUUAUUAAACGGUAUACAACGUUAAACCAACACUAUGGUCAAAAACCUUUUUUUAUACCAAUCUUGGGAAUCUUUUAAGCUUUACAGGAUCGAACGGCGAUUACUAAAUUCACACAGUGGUGGGGACACAGAGUAUAUUUUUUUUUUGGUGGUUGUCAUAACUUCAUUGUUUGAUUUGAGAGGUUACAAUAAACAAAAAUGAAUAAAGAAUAUAAAGAAACGAAAAGUCUUAUAACGGUAAUGUUGUAUUUUAUAGACUUGUGUUUGUUUAUUUGUUUGUUUUCC
This is a messenger RNA of Mycotypha africana, 2057 nucleotides long. Its product is annotated as major facilitator superfamily domain-containing protein. The record is from RefSeq and is a predicted model, not a curated record. Lineage: Eukaryota; Fungi; Mucoromycota; Mucoromycetes; Mucorales; Mycotyphaceae. The coding region runs from base 79 to 1650 and encodes 523 amino acids. Gene Ontology annotation, cellular component: membrane. Gene Ontology annotation, molecular function: transmembrane transporter activity. The transcript has 6 exons.